AAAGCUUCUAGAGCAUCAGCUACAAUCCUAUAUAUAAGUCCUUGGGGGCAUGGCACUCGGAUGGAAGGAGACGCAGAAGGGAAGAUGAAGCAAGACGAUCAAGGAAGAGAGGUACGGUACAGAGGCGUUAGGAAGAGACCUUGGGGCAAGUUCGCCGCCGAGAUCCGCGAUUCCACCAGAAACGGUGCGCGCUUGUGGCUGGGUACUUUCACUACUGCCGAAGAGGCGGCACGUGCUUAUGACCGGGCAGCCUAUGCAAUCAGGGGUCCUUCCACCAUUCUCAAUUUCCCUACCCAAUAUCAAUCCUCAAUUCAUAAUGACUACCCAUUUUCUCCGGCGUCGACGGGGUCAUCGUCGUCUUCCUCCUCCUCUGCAUUUGAUAAUGCAGAGAAUUCGAAGGAGAGGUCCAAUACUACUACUACUGGGCCGCAUCCGCAUGGGAAGCAAGUCGUCUUUGAAAUUGAGUGUCUUGAUGAUAAGCUGUUAGAAGAUCUUCUUGGUUGUGAGGGAAAUAACAACAAAUAGUGAACAUGCACUUGUUUCCAACACAAUAACUACGUACAUCUUUCGGGGCUGAAAGCCGGAGGAGACUCAGCGCCCAGAAUCCGAGAUAGUUCCACUCUCCCUGUUAUCACACGCUUUCUGUUCCCCAUUUCAUUUCAUUUCUUUUUUUUUUAUUUUUUUUAAGAAAAAUCUGGGAUUUUCAUUGUAAGUUUGUAACUAUAUAAUUUUGACAAUUGGGUGAACUGAUCAGGAUGGUGUUCUGAACUUCGUUUGUUCGG
Molecule: messenger RNA, 782 nt
Organism: Nelumbo nucifera (sacred lotus)
Lineage: Eukaryota; Viridiplantae; Streptophyta; Magnoliopsida; Proteales; Nelumbonaceae
Source: RefSeq, a predicted model, not a curated record